Molecule: messenger RNA, 1893 nt
Organism: Colletotrichum acutatum
Lineage: Eukaryota; Fungi; Ascomycota; Sordariomycetes; Glomerellales; Glomerellaceae
Product: fungal-specific transcription factor domain-containing protein
Exons: 6
Coding region: 1-1893 (630 amino acids)
Biological process (GO): positive regulation of transcription by RNA polymerase II
Cellular component (GO): nucleus
Molecular function (GO): DNA-binding transcription factor activity, RNA polymerase II-specific; zinc ion binding; transcription cis-regulatory region binding
Source: RefSeq, a predicted model, not a curated record
AUGUCGAAGUCAAACAGGCGUCGAGUUGAGCAUACACGAACGUUUACGGGGUGUCGAACUUGCCGAAGUCGUCAUGCCAAGUGCGAUGAGGGGAGACCGGAGUGUGCAGCUUGCCGGCGCAAUGGGAUCAACUGCGCUGGCUAUACCGCUCGUCUUACCUGGAUCGAAGAUAGCGAUGCCUCUGGAGAAGCAAACCAGCGCGGCCCCGAAGUGCCUGAAUACCGGUAUACCUUAUUUUCAGACUCUGAACGUGAGAUCAUGAGCAGCCAGCUCACAAAUAGCCUUGGCCCAAAAGCAGCCGGGAAAGUGCUAGCCGAAAUUGACACGGUGUACAAAACAUCUGAGUCUGAGAAGGCUUUUAGCAUCUCGAAAGGACCUUUUGGGGCGUUCAAGUCUGUAAAACGCAGAGAAGUCCCACUAACCCAGCUUUCACCGUCGCCUACUUUGUCAGAGCAUGAUACUAGCCUUCUUUUAGAUCCUGAACAUGCCUCAAUGCCUGACCUUCAGUCAGACUUCUCUGUUGACAUAUUGCCAAUGAGUUGGCCGGAGCAUGUAGAAGACACUACUUGCGGGGAAGACGGAGAUAUCAUUGUACCUGUCACCAAUGCUGUCGAGACAGACAAUAAGUUGGCCACCCCCCAUGCUGAUGCCGCCACUGUCGUGACGAUACCACCUGCAUCAUCAUGCCUCGGAGCUUCUACUUCACUCUCAAAGGUACCUGAACAGGCACAGGCACUUCUGCGCUACUACACGAGCCAUGUUGGAUCUACCAAAACUUCUGGACAAGGGAAAUUCAAAUCAGCGUGGCAACUACUAUUCCUUCUAUGUGCCUUCGAGACGUUUGCGGAGUUUCGGCUGACGAUUCUAUGCGCAUUAUUUGCUCAUAGCGCCUUCCAACUCCACAAAACGGAUUUAACCCCGCGUUCCCCGGAUUACUGGCAACAUCUGGGCAAUAAACACCAAGAACGAGCUCGAAUGCAUCUGAAGAAUGCUGUGAAGAUAGAUAUCCACGAUUCUGGGCUAGGCGGAUACAAAGACUUAUUGAUGGCUUUGAUCGCAAUGGCCAUGGGAUCUUGUCAUGAAAGCCGUGACUCACGUGUCUUCCUGCUGGAUGCCGAACGGUUGAUACGAGUGAAAGGGCUUGCUAGCCACAACUCUGAGAUAGUCAGAGUCCUUCAUCACACUUAUACCUAUAUUAGGGUCAUUGCAGAGGCUACUUACCCCUUCUGGGAUUCUGAAAGUGAAUCCGAUCGCACAAGCCUGUUGGAAUUCGAAGCAAUUGCAUCCAAUAGUUUUCAUAUUCGCGAGGAGUCCCUUAACACAGGACUAGAUCCCAACGAAGAAAAGAGCAAGACAGUCGGGUAUGCAGACAUACACCUUGAGUCACAAGGUCUUUGGCGGGAAACAUUACAUUCGAACAUACACGGCAUCCCUGAGUCUCUCAUGACGCUGCUUGCUCAGACAAUUCAACUCAGCAACGAAAAAGAUCACCUCGAAACUCGCGCACGAAGUAAUCCAAAGCUUGCUAGUGACUUCAAAACGCACUCCAUCGAUAAUGAGGGGAACUUAAUCACCCAACCUUCUACACAGUCAAUGGUACAAGCUAUGCAUCGAGCGUUGAUCAUCUACUUCCAUCGCCAGAUACAUGACGUCAGCGCCAUGCUCCUUCAAUACGUCAUCCAUCAAGCUUUGGGUCACUUGGAGUCUUGCCUUGAUUCAAUGGUCAGAGGCGAUGACUUUGCGCUUGGCAUAAUGUGGACAGUCUAUAUAUGCGCCAGGAAAUCCAUAUCUCCAGAACUUCAGGAGAGAGCACUGAAGUGCAUUAGUAUCACUGAUGCCCGAGGUCUGCACCUCACUUCAAAGCCUUCUGCUGAGGCGGUUUCAUUGCUAUGA